AAUUCUUAUUUUCUAGAGGUAUUGGUGAACAGGGAACAUAAAUAUAGGUUAUGAUAAUUAGUUUCUACCCUUUUGACAAUUCAUAAAGGGAACAUGGUAUAGAGAAGGGUCUGCCAGUUGUUGGGAACAGUUUUUUCCUACCUUUGUGAUGUAAAGUGAUGAAUUGCCCCUGAGUUUCCUAGUUUGGCAUGCUAAGAAGACUUCUAUUCGAUCAUUUUCCAUUUAGAUGGAUCUGAUUGAUUGUAUCAAUUUUAUAUCUGGAGCAUUUACUGUAUCUUUGAUAUCAUUUACGGAUGUUUUUCCUUCUUGCCUGCUAAAAGUUGAAUUUAUGUUCCAAGUAAAUUGCAUUAAUUUUUUCCUUAAUAAACCGUCCACAUUUCUACUCUCAAUAUGUUCCCCAAACCCACUUCCCGAUGUACAUUUCUCUAUCCAAAUGCCCAAAGAAAUGCAAAAGUAGUUUUUGCCAGUUGGCUUUUGAGCUGGUUAAAAAUGUGUUUCAUAGGUUGCUCUGCAGUUGGUGCAUCUUACAUCAUCUUAUUUGUAUGUGAGAUGAAGGAUACAUGUGUAGACACAUCAUGUGCCAGUGGGUGGAGAAUCUUUAUGGCUUUGUGCUGGAUCUGUAUCAAACUGGUAGAAAGCAACAAAGAUAACAAAUCAUGUUGAGUUGUCAAAACUGUUAAUGGAAGGUAGUUAAAUUCAUGUAAGAGUCCAGCUAACUGCAAUAGGGUAGAGAGUGGCAAAGAUAGUGGGCAAUAAAAGAAGCCAGCCAAAGGAUAGGGGGUUUCGGGAAAAGAUGAAAUCCUAUGUAUCAAAGCAGAAACUCAUUUAAAUUCAGUCUUUUUUUUUUUAUUGUUGGGUCUGCGUGUGAGAUUGCAAAUAUCUUUAUCCAUGAAUAUUGAAGGUACUGGCCUCCUCAGCUAUGUCAAACUCCAAGGGACCAUCUACUGUUAGAAACAUGAUGUACAAUGGGAAGAAUCCGUUAUUGCCUCCUAAAAGUCCAUUUCCUAGCAUAUCUCCAUCAUAUGCUGAAUACAUUCCUACUUCAGUGAUUGGUCCAAAAGCUCUUCCAAAGCCCAGAGACGGAAGUCCACAUCAUCAACGUACUUCUUCUGAAAGUUUUUUGAUAGAGGAACAACCGUCUUGGCUAGAUGAACUCCUUGAUGAACCAGAAACGCCUGUGCGUAAAGGAGGCCAUCGUCGCUCAUCAAGUGAUUCUUUUGCAUAUAUUGAUACAACUAAUGCAGGAAGCAUGAACUAUGCAGCUCAAGAUGAUAUCAAGUUCAAGAAUAUGAUUCCAUUGCCUUCAUGGGGAUCUCAAGACUUUGAUUUUCAGAGGGAUAUGCGGCAAAGUUCUUUCUAUUUGGAUUCAAACCCUUCUGGCAGAACCAAGAACAAGCCAUGGGAUGCACCUGUAAAUUCAAUUGCACCUCCUCGCAGCCUUCCUUCUAGGGAUGUAGCCACCAUCCAGAAUGCCGGAACAGUGAACACCUCACUAGAUGUUGAUAGAAAUCCAACUUCGUCUGCUCAAAAGUCAGACGUUGAAUCUGUCUCUCAAGAUCCAAAAGGCUCAUUUGAGAAAAAAGAUACUCAUGUCAAGAAUCUGGCAUCAGAAACAGACACGAAACGAGCCAAGCAGCAAUUUGCUCAACGUUCACGUGUCCGGAAGCUUCAAUACAUAGCUGAACUUGAGAGGCACGUUCAAGCUCUACAGGCAAAAGGCUCUGAAAUUUCUGCUGAGCUUGAAUUUCUCAACCAGCAAAACCUUAUUCUCAGCAUGGAAAAUAAAGCCCUGAAGCAACGUUUAGAAAGUUUAUCUCAGGAGCAGCUAAUCAAGUAUUUCGAGCAUGAGGUAUUGGAGAGAGAAGCAGGAAGACUGCGAGGCCUAUAUCAGCAGCAGCAGAAGCCGCCGCAACCGCAGCAGCAGAUAUCUUCUAGCCAUCGACGUGCCAAGAGCAGAGACCUCGAUCAACAGUUGGCAAAUCUUUCCCUGAAACUCAAGGAAACGAGUUCUGGUCAGGAUUCUCUCUCUAGCCAGCUUCAUAUGUAGAGUAAUAUUUCUCGACUUCUUAUUGUGUGUUCCAAGUUCUAACCAGUCCUCUCAACUGACGAUGCAUGCUGAUGACCAAAAACACUCCCCUUACAUGGGAAGAAAGCCAGACUGGUCAUGCGGUCCUGUGCUACAACGCAACUGCUUGUGUUGCUUGUGUUUCUGUUUUUCCUUUUGUUCCUUAUUUUUCAACUGUAAGCGACCAAUACCAUCAUCUCUCCUAAGGUUAGUGCCAUGUGCGCCUGGUAGUCCUCGCCCGAAAUUACGAGUUCUGGCGGACGACUCACCCGAGGUGGUUAUCACCCGAAAAUGCUAGAUUUGUUGUAUGUUGAGUGAUUAAUCUUCGUCUUCCCAUUUCUGUUGCCUCCUGCAAGUUGGUUGUUACUUGCCUGAAAUUUGCCAUGUCACAAUCAAUUUUUCAUUUAUGUAGUUAACUUUGCAUGUGUA
Molecule: messenger RNA, 2494 nt
Organism: Salvia miltiorrhiza (redroot sage)
Lineage: Eukaryota; Viridiplantae; Streptophyta; Magnoliopsida; Lamiales; Lamiaceae
Exons: 5
Coding region: 920-2047 (375 amino acids)
Biological process (GO): regulation of DNA-templated transcription
Molecular function (GO): DNA-binding transcription factor activity
Source: RefSeq, a predicted model, not a curated record